AUGAACACCACGGUGAAAGAAGCUGUCGCCCGCUGCCAGUUACCAAGCUGCGCGUGGCUCUCUUCAACUAAUCUGACAAACCUCACCAAUGUGCCACCUCUCUUGCCAGAUUCGGAUCUUUCGGGCAUCGGAGUCAUCUUGGGUUUCUCGAUCUCAGCAUACCUCACAUUACUCCUACUCAUCAUCCACUACAUCACUGUCCACAACGUCCACCAAACAAAGAGCACAGCAAACAUCCGCGUCAAUGCAGUCGACCAUCGAUUCCUCACUUUUAUACGCUCACGUAUCUUCUCAUGGACCCCCAGCCGACGCUUCCAGUACGCCGUUGAAAAGUCCGUCCUCAUCCUUAGCGACCUGAACCUAGUCACUGGCACCGCGAUCCUCGUCGCCGGCUACUCGCAGUUGAGAUGUGAUGUGUCCCGCACAUGCCUUCGGACCUUACCUGGAACGAAGUUCAAGCAGUUCCUCAGCUUCCUGGAGAGGAAGACACUACCUCCUACGAUUGAGGCCUACGUCUGGCACCUACCAUACCUACUCUCAUAUGCUGGCUUCGUAACCGUCCGGGUCUCCUACGAUGUCUUCGAGUCAAUGCUAUUGGAGAUCCUCUGGUUGGCAUUUGCAAUGGCAUGGGGAACCAUCAAAGUCUGGGAUACACGCGCCGCAGCCUCAUGGAACUAUGACGGCUACAACUUUACUCUCAACCAGAAAAUUUCUGAGGAGAAUUCCUGGGGGUUUGGCCAGACUUUACCGUUAAUCCUGCUUCUACUACCACUUCUCUCAAUGGCCCAGGCGUACCUUGAUGACGACGCAAAGGCUCAAGAGACCCUGCGAACGGAUGAGGACACAUCCUCCCCGCCUGGAACGGCGGCGACCCAAGAGAUGGAGGAUCCGAGCGCUGUAGACCCAGACCCGUUCGUGCCUCAGAACUGUAAUCGGCUUGUCAACCUUCCAACAUACCCCUACGAGAGCUUCGCCUCACACGACUGGUAUCACGAUCACCUGGUCCUCCUGGUCUCACAGAUCAUCAUGAUCAGCACCGUCGCGCUUUUCUUUCUCACGCGCUUAGCAGACAUCUUCGGCAUCUCCUCCAUCCUACGUAGUAGGCUCUUCGUUAUCUGGAUCCUAGCUAUCUUACCGCUGGCGUCGUUCAUUCACCUGGCAGCAUGGUAUCUUGCAGCUUUAGUGGUCGGAGAGGGCAAGUGGUGCACUGGAUAUGGCGAGCGGGACUCAUAG
This is a messenger RNA of Alternaria triticimaculans, 1233 nucleotides long. RefSeq lists its product as uncharacterized. Lineage: Eukaryota; Fungi; Ascomycota; Dothideomycetes; Pleosporales; Pleosporaceae. The coding region runs from base 1 to 1233 and encodes 410 amino acids. The record is from RefSeq and is a predicted model, not a curated record. The transcript is spliced from 4 exons.